Molecule: messenger RNA, 12107 nt
Organism: Diorhabda sublineata
Lineage: Eukaryota; Metazoa; Arthropoda; Insecta; Coleoptera; Chrysomelidae
Gene: nocte
Exons: 15
Coding region: 253-6735 (2160 amino acids)
Biological process (GO): cell differentiation
Source: RefSeq, a predicted model, not a curated record
AUAACGUGUAGAUGGCAGUAAAGAGUUAGUGACGUUUAUUAUUGAUUGGAAUAAUCUUCAAUCGGCGAACGCCAUUUUGUGUGUAAAAGAUCAAAAUAAUAGAAACUUUUAAAAAGAAUCUGGGUUCAUCCGUCCCACUGUUAUAUAAAAGGAAUUAAUUUCUUGUUAUUUGUCGUGAACCCAUUUGGACGGACCAAGAAAUAAGGUUCGUUCACUGGGUCUGGUAGAUCUAAAUGGUUGCGUGCAGACAGCAUGUCUACUUUGCCAGGGCAGGCCUCCAAGGGGGAGAAAACCAAACCGAAGUUUCAAUCAUUGGAUAUAAAUAGUUUAUACAGAGUGAGCAGGGGUGAAAAUUUAGAAAAGCAACAACAAAAAAGUUCUUCAGUUUAUAUUAAACAUGGCAUGCAAAUACUUGGUAAAGUCCCAAAUGCACGUCGGGCACCAGCAAAUUUACCCUCUUUGAAAUCAGAAUAUAGUGGAACAGACGCAGCUGUACCAUUAGUACCGCCAGGAGCACCAGGAUGGGGAAAACAAGACUCGUCGAAUUCAGGGUCGUCUCCUUCACCCAACAACAAUCAGACAACUCAACCUCAAGAUUUGAAUGCAUCCCCACUGACUGUCCCCAAUCAACAAGGUGUACCACCACAACUAACUUCACAUCAGGCUGCGAUUGCCCUUCCCGUGACCAACAACAUACCCCCACAAACACACAAACAGUUGACCCCUACUGCACAGCCUGCGCCUACAGACAAACUAUGGAGUUCAGUUAUGAGCAGCCCAGAGGUUCACCCACCCUUAUAUCAGAGUGUUCAAUUCCAACACGAGUUCCCAAGCUUGUCCUCUGGAGAUGGAGGCCCCACACGCACUGGUUCAGAUGUUCCCCAGUAUCCUACGGGGCUCAGUCUGAGACCACAGACAGAAGGUUCGUGGACACAAGGUGGGCAAAGGACCUUGGGUCCGCAAGGCGCUACAGGUGGAGACGUAGCAGGUCAAGGAAGGACAGGCUCGGGCCACCUGGUUGCCCCACCACAGCUCUCGGCCCAGGCAGGCCACCAACCACAGCAGCAGCCAUUCCCGCCACAGAUUCGUGGUGUUAUGCCUUCAUUUAUGUACAAAGGUAGCAAUUUUCAACAAGCUCCUGGAAUUGGUAUUCAAAAUUCUACAAUGCCACCGUCUGUUAAUGGUCGAGGUGCAAGACCGACAGAUAAUCGGCCGCCUCGAUUGGCGGACAGAGAAACAGAAGAAAUAGCUUCUAGACCCAUAAUUAGAGAAGAGGAAUUGAGUCGAAUGGAUGAAAUUAGUAAAGACAUGGGCUGGGCAGAAUCAGACGAAAUUGAUUAUAAUCAAAAGUUGGCAUUCAGCGAUGACGAAAGCGAGAAAACGUCGAAACGGGAUACAAAAAGAUCGCAACCUAAGGAUACAAGAGCAGAUGAUCGAGAAAGUCACAAUGAUCAAAAUCGUCAAAGUGGUAAUUCAAGAUUGGGUCCUCAGAGAGGUAGAAAUUCCGAAGAAGAGGAUAUCUGGGUGCAGAGACGCACUCAACAAGAAAAAGAAGUCGAAAUUGCAGUACAGCGGGCAAAACAGCGAAAAGAAGAAGAGGAGAAACGUUUUAAUGAAGAAAGAAAAUUGGCUGCAGCCAAAAAACUCAUGGAACUGGAAGAAAAAAUUCAGAAACGCGAUAGAGACAACCAUGAAGGUGUGGGAACAAUAAAUCCUAAUUCUGUACCUCCCAAACCUAUUAAUCAUGUUGAUAUUCCUUUGCCAGAUUUCCAAAAAGAUAAAGAACGAGAUAUGCAUCGAGAGAAAGGUACUAGAUCUCGCACUCCUAUUGACUUGUCUGAAGAGAAAAGUCAACCUGCUAACCAGGGAAGUUCUUUCAGACAAUUAACCCAAAUAGAAGGUAAAAAUUUUCCCCCUAGAAAACAACAUACCAAACCCUCAGAAAGAGAUAACCGAGAUAAUCGGGAGCAAAAUGGACCUAAUUUCUCCAGACAGUUUCAAAAUGAUCUCCCACCAAGAUUUCUCAAACACCAGCGUAACAAUAGCAAUUCAAACCUACAAAAUCAGCAACAACAAUAUCAUCAACAAUCUUUCGAUAAUCGUUGGAAUUCCAAUUCUGGAACAAAACCAACAAAUCAAAAUACUUUGCACAAUCGAAACGUUAGACAGGACAGUCCGGAAUUAGAGAAAGAGGAUGUGGAAAGAAAAGAAUAUAAGAGACAAAGCUCUGAUGAUAGUUAUCGUAAUUCUCUUCAUUCUCAAGAUUUAGGGCAACGAGAAUCGCAAGAUUCUCGUUAUCAUUCUGACGCUCCAGAUAACAGACAUCAAGAUUAUGAAGUUCAGUAUUCAAGGAGAGACCAAGAACAAGAUAAAUGGCAAAAGGAAAAAGACGUACAAGACAAGAAGCUUGAAUCUGAACACUCUCAUCGUUUAAGCAAAGACGAUUGGAGUGGCAGAUCCGAAAAGGUCGAUAAGGGAUCAGAAAAGUAUGAAAUAGAUAGAGAUAGAGCUCAGAGAUUGGAAAAUCGUGACUCCCGAGAUUCUCGAUCGACGCGACACUCGAGAGAAACAGAUCAACGCGAUUACAAUAUGGGAUCAUGGUCGGAAUCCAUGUACGAAUCAAGUUAUGAAGACAAAAGAAAAGAUUAUGGAAGAGAAGAAAGACGUGCGGUACCCGGACCGAUUACUAAAGAUCGUAUUGAAGCUGACGACAUGUAUAACGAAAAACGUAAUCUGAUUCAAUUGAAACGUGGAGGAUUUAUAUUAGAAAUUAAAAAAGAACCACUUCCCAAGAAAGAUACCGAAUUUGUUAGCGCCUGGGCAGAUUCUAUACCGCCUGCUUUGGAAGAAGCUCAAGCCAAAUUAACUGAAGAUAAGAAGACUCCUGAACCUUCCAAAGUUGAAACUAAACAUCCAGAACAACAAUCCAAGAAAUCAGAAAAAGUUGAUGAUUACAAUCAAAAUAGAAACAGAUCGUAUGGACAGAAAAAAGGUUGGAAUAAUAGUGGAGAUGGUCAUCCGUCUAGAGGACCAGCUUGGCCUAGAAGACCUCCCAGUCGAGGGCAUAAAUCAGGAGGAAGAAAUCACGAUUAUCCCACGACGGAUUCUGAUGGAUCUUUAGAGGAUCAUUCAGGUAAAAAGGAUGAAACUAAAAUAGAUACUUCUAAAUCAGAACAAAUUGAUCAAAGAAGUCCAAAACCGAUGAGAAAGUCAGAAAGAGAUGAUAAGAAUCGUGAUAUCAAAUCACACAAUAAUGAUCCAAAGAGACAAGAUAAAUCUGAAAGAAAAGACAAUAAUUAUGUACCAAGAGGAGAACCGUCGCGACACGGAAGAGGCGGAGGUAAUUUCAGAAGCGGAAGAAUGGGAGGUUUAGGUAAAAGGAUCGAUGGUUACGGACCUCCUCCUACAAAAAGUCCAUUUGGUGGUCAUCAAGAUGAAAAAGAAAAAGAUAAGAAACACGAAGAAACCCCAUCAACUGAACACACUCCCCGAGUAGAGGACAAAAUCAAGCAGAACCAACAAGCGCUAGCUGCAGGUAUAAUCGGAAAAAGGAGCGAAUCGCGUAAUGAACCUUCUUCCGGAUCCGAAGAUAGACCUAGGGAUAAACCCAGAAAUAAAUCUGCUAACCGUAAAAAUAAACCUAAAUUAGACGAAAAACUUGAAACAAAUACAGACAUUUCCGAAGAUAAAAAUAGAGAUUCGCGUAAAUCUCAACAAAAAAGUCAAGGAAACAGACCUUCAUCAAAUUCUAAUCGUGCUAGAAAUAACCCACCGCGAAUGGGCGGCGAAAAGAGAUAUGAAGGAAAUCGCGAAAAUACGCGACAAAAUUCUAACAAUUCAUUAAAGAAAGAAGAAAAAUCAACAGAUCAUAACCCAUUAUCGAACGCCAACGCGGAUAUUUCUACUAAAAAUCGUGAGGAAUCCGAACAAGUCGACGAAAAAGAGAAGAGCUCUGUAAAUGGAGACGCAGAAGGUUUUCAAGAAGUUAAAAGUAAAAAAACCUUCAAAGAACGUCAAAAAUCCUUUGACGACAAAACCUCUAAACCUUCAAAACCUGAAAACGGAAAAGAAGUGAGAGUCGAACGCGAUAGAGAACGUGAUCGGAAAAAAAUUAGUCCGGCAACACAACAAUUGACACAACAACAAAUACAAAACAUUCCCUCUUUGAUGGCGACACCAGUUAAUCCACCACCCGUUUUGCCACAGCUUAAAAGUCAGUUUGAUCGACCGCGGCAACCGAAACUUCCGCCUCGAUUCGCUAAACAAAAAUUGCAAAAACAACAACAACAGCAACAGCAGCAUCAUGGUUUAGGGGACGUUAAUGAUAUGAAUAAGGUAAAUCAGAAUAUGAACGUUUAUGCAAUGAAAGAUACUACCAGUGUUCCACCAUCAGUACCAACCUGUGCAUGGGAUAAACCAUUAGUUUCCCAAUUAAGAACUGUCGAACAUGAUACCAUGUUGGGAGUUAAUAUAGAUGGAGUAAAAGGAUUGGAAUCUACACAUUCACCGACGCAAGGAGUCAGUCCUGGUGGAGAAAAGGUUAUCGGUAAAACUGGUCAAAUACAAGAAAAAACUCUUUUGGAUGGUGCAACGCCACCUGUGAAUACUAUCAUAUUUGAAAAUACAAAUUUCAAAUCUGCCCCCGGUUCAAGACAAGUCCGUAAUGAUAAACCUAGAUCUAAAUUGGAAGAAGGGGCCAAUAUAGAUCCUUCAGUAAUGAACAGUUUCAACAAACCCAACAUGAACGAACUACUCCAAACCAAAACAGAAAAAUCUGAAGCUAUACAAUUACCUCCGUACAAAGAAGAAAUAGCCGAUAUGAAAUUGGAUUUCUUCAGUGCAGAUUAUCAAUUUGCUGAUGAUAAAUCGACGAAAAAUUUCGUUACAAAAUCCAUCCAUGCCAUAACUAGUGGUAAUAAUACUGUAGACAGUUUGGAUAUUAAGAUAGCUUCAGUGAAAAAAGUAUGGGAGACUUCAGAGCAAGAGGGUGAAGAUAAUACUCAGAUGAGUUUCGGCGGACCGACUCUGGAUUCCAAUGUUUUUAAUCAAGGCAAAGAUACCCCUGAUGACAACCAUGAAGGUUACAGUCCCUCGCCUAAUCAAAGCGCAGCGACUACGAAUGUAUGUAAGGUAAAACCCACACAACAAGUAUCUGGAAGUGGACAAACAGUUCUAAGUUCCAGUCACCAACCCCAUUCUGGAAUUGUAGCUCCGAGUUUAAUGGGCAAUCCCCUUUCUCCUCCACCACUGCAACCAGUUUUAGGUGCAGGCGUUGGCAUUGGGCCUCAAUAUACAGCCAAUCAACAUAUUGGUUACCAGGCCGGUCUUUCAGGAAGUACGCAAUAUGGCAUUUCUGCAAUUCCUUCCCCUCCCACGGUACCUCUCGUUUACAACACAUCCACGCAACAGAUCCAAGCUGCUGCUGCUCAAACUGGGCUGUAUGGAGCGUUUCAAUUAGACCAGCUCGGUGGUCAGGGCCGUUCCCAAUUUUCUCAAUAUCCCAAUUAUCACAGCCUUGGUCAAACUGCUAACAGUCCAUAUUCGACACAGAGCGUUUAUUUGCCCACCGCUGCACCUCCUCCACAUCCCCCACCGCCCACCGCGCCAGGACCGCCGGAACUUUACCAGAAUAUGAGUAAUUACAGGUUGAGUGCCACCGCAGCUUUUGGACAGACUCAACCAAUAAACAAUCCGACAACUGUGUUGAUUAGUUCAACUAGCAAUACUUUAAUGUCGGCUUCAGUCAAACCCAGUAGUCAACCCAUCAGUGCUAUCGGAACUAAAACUGGAGGAGUAGGUCAAGCGUAUCAACAACAAUCUCAACAGAGUCAACAAGUUUUUAUGGCUUACGACCCUUCGAUACAGGCCAAUUAUUUGGCAUCUAGUGCUGGUGUAAUGCAGCGAACACCUGUUCCUCCGGCCCAAAACAAUGUUGUACCCGGUUUACAACCAUCUUCGUCGUACUAUUCCGGAUCGACAGGCGGUCAAACGGGAUAUUUUCAACAACCUGGUAGCUCAACUAUGAACUCCGCACAGUUACAGCAACAUCAAACGGGAUACGGUCUCCAAGGCAACGUAUUCGGUACGCAUAACCAAUCACACACAAAUACAGGAAUGCAGAAUUAUAAUUCCCAUUUCUUGACUACGCCUAUGCAAGUUGCUGCAGCGCUGUCUGCCCAACAAUUCAGAUCAAGCCUACCGGCGGCGUACAUGAAGGGGAUGGGAAAUCAGGGACUGGGAGACCAAGCGACAAGGCCUCAGCAACUGAAAAGUCCCAGUAGCCAGGAGGUUUUGUCUUCAGUUUUUAAUACAGGUCCUCAGAUUCCAUCUCCAAAAUCGAGACAGAAUAGUAAACAUCCCCCUCCACAAUCCAGUCCCACUGCACAACACAAAUACAAUUUAUAUCAACAGGUUGGAGGACAGCAAAAUCCAAAUUUGCAGAGGUAUCCAACACCUAUUCAAAGACCCGUCAAUUUCCAACAAAUACAACAAAAUAAUUCCGUGAAUCAGAAACACAGGAAUAAUUCCAACAAAACAAUUAACCGACAGUAUUAUGGAAAUCAAAAUCAAACUGAAAAGUCUGAUGAAGUGAAAAUAACGGAAAACGUAACUUUAAACAACAAUUCAACAGGUAGCGGCAAAUCUUUGGGCACAAACAACGGUAAUUCUGUGACAGUAACAACUGAAAAAGUUAAGGAUACCAUCAAAGAAGAAUCUGCUGUGUUGAAAGACUAAAUAUAUAUAUAUAUAUAUAUAUAUAUAUAUAUAUAUAUAUAUAUAUAUAAUUUUAAAUUUUAAAUAAGUUAUUCUAAGUACUAAAAACACAUUAUAUUUUGAUUUUUACAGUUUUAGGUCAGUCACUAGCACCUGUUGAAAUAAGAACUUUUUAUGAUUUAAUUUGUAGAAAAUAAAAUUGUAUUUACCAAAAUAAAAUUGUUUCAAUUUGUAGUGAAGGUAAUAUUUUGUUUAUAAUAUAAAAAUAUUCAAGAUUUUGACAUACUUCAAACUAUCUUUAGUAACUACCCUUUUUUCCUUUCGAAGAGUGUAAAAAACAUUCGGAACCGUAAAUAUCGAAAACUAUACAAAACAACAUAUAACAAAUGUAAUAAAGGAAACUUCAAUCUAGUAGCAGGUCACUAUUGAUUGAGACGGAUCAAAAUCCCAAUAUUUUUAACUAGAAUUUUGCUCUAGUGACUGGCCUACAGUUAAACAAAUUUUGUGUGGAAAUGAAUCUUCAUUCGUAUAUUGUAUAAGUUGAUGUAACUAAUUUAUUUCAAUCUGAAUUUAUUUCGGUGCUGUUUAUAAAAUUUUUGAAAUUAAUAUAAAAAGUAAAAAAACGUUCUUAUCAUUAUGAAUAUUAAAAAAGUUGGUAGUACCAUAUCGAGAUGAACUCUCUGAAAGAAAAAAUGUGAUACAGAUUAAAUUAAAUUCGUUUAAUAUUUUUUUUAUUAUAUAUUAUUUAAAAUUACUGUUGAAACAAAUCUGUUCGAAGGACUAAAAACAGUGUUCUGAUCUACUGGCUACAAUGAUGUAGUUUUGUUUACAAAUUGAAGAAUAGAGAUAAAACUCAAAAAAAUACCUGUGAUAGUUCAUUUAACCCUUAUAUUAGGAACGAACCUUACCGACGUCUUUUAACAACCGGGGUACCCACAGAUCUAAAUAUUAAAAAUUUUGUUUAUUGUUUUAUAAAAAACUCGAAACAUUUUUUUUCUUGAAAUAUGAAUAGUUGGUGACAAUUAAUUCAAAUUAAUUUCAGAUGUACAAGCCAACCGCAAACUUGACAAUUGAUGAACAGCACUAACCAUACCGUGGCCGUUGUGGAUUCACUAUAUAUACAAUAUAUACCAUCACAACCACCUAAGUAUGGUAUAAAAAUCUGGUGUAUUUGUGAUGCGAAAAACGCAUGUCCUUUGCAAGUGAUUAUGUACACUGGUAAAACAGAUGGUACUCGGAAAAAAAUCAGGGUGAAAGUGUAGUGAACUACUCUACCCGUUGCUAAACAUUUGUUAUCGUGGAAUCAAACCACUAAAUCCCUAGUGUUAUGAGAGCAAAUAAGGCAUGGGAUGUUCCCAAAAAAAUGAUGAUGGCGCUAAACGAAAACCAAAAGUUAUAAAUUUAUAUAAUAGAUAUAAAGCUGGCGUUCACAAAAUGGGCCAAAUAGUGCAGAUUUCUUCACUUGUAUCAUAUCCUGGUGAGAUGCUAGCGCGGCAGUGUCAUCUGCAUAUGUUGUUGUGUGUGGGAAUAUCAACUAUGUACAUAAGAUAGAGGAUCGGGCAAUUGCACUUCUCUGUGGAACUCCUGACAUAAUUGGUGUAGUGUAGAGUGGUGAUAUAAUCUUGGAUUUUUUUGACUUGAAAGUGUCUGUUCUGCAAGUAGGAUUUGGAAAAGGUUGUGCGGGAAGUUUUUCCUGAUUUUGUAUAAUGGUCCAUCGUGCCAGACCUUGUCGAAUGCCUGGUCGAUAUCCAAAAAUACAGCCGAACAGUAUUCUUUAUCUUCAAAAGAUACACUUUUUGUGGUUCAAUGAACUUGUCCCUUGGGGGCAUGUUGCUCUUUAAAUCCAAAUUGGUGGUUAGGUGUUAGUCCGUUGGCUUUUAGAAUCGGUUCUAUUUUCUCAAUCGGUAGUAUUCAAGAAGUUUUGACAUAACUGAUAAUAGGCUUAUUGGUCUGUAAGAUGUAGUGUUUUCAAAAGUGAAUGAAUGCUAGAUACACGUCGUGAUUAAAAAAAAUAGACGAAGUACUACCAUGUAAUGAACACUUGUUAAUAAAUGUUUAAUAAAAAUCAUUUCGUUUGAAUUAACUAAACAAAAAACAAUCAAUACUAAUAAAAAAUACACAUGUCAAAAACUAACAAUUUACAUAAAUCAAAAAUGACUUAACCAGUGAACAUUGAACAUAUUCGGGAUCACUACCGCCACCGGUAGGUAGCAGUAGCUCUGAAUAUGACACUAUUUGCCAUUUUCCAAAAGAGAGUUCUAGUUUGAUAUCGUACUACAUACAGAAUCGUUGCAAAUAACGUGUAAUCUAAUAAAUUAGUAUUAAUUAUAUGUAUGGUUGAUAAUACUGCCGAAUUAUGCUUAGGAUCAUGGCGGGUACACUUAAUUGACUAAAGUCGAAUCAUUCAGCACGGUAAUUAGGGUAGCAGUCAGUAAAUGGCUAUUAAGCUUAAGAAAUUGUAUGUACUUGUCAGUCUCGCCCAAGUAAUUUGAUUGAACGAAGAAUAAAAAUAUGAAAAUGUUGUGUUAACUUCCAAAACGGACUAUUCGGUAGUUUAAAUAAUGUAGUAGUUAAUCACUCGGUACGCGUAAGGGGCCAUCCAUAUAUUACGUCACACGUUAAGGGGAGGGUGGGUAACACCGAAAUGUGAUGACGUGUGACAAGGGUCAAAAGUUUUGUGACGUGUUAUGUUAAAAUUAAAACGCGAAAUUUAGAUAUGUGAAUAAGAAACUAUAAAAAUCGUUUCUUUGGUUAUCUGAAAUAUUGGACUUUAUGUUGAUUCUAUUAGAUUAUUUAACCCUAGAUAACGGGACUUAUUUGGAAAAACGUCAUAAAGGAAUUAUCGUAAAUUUUAUGACGGUAGUAUAAACCCGCAUUUUACGAAAAAUAUUUCUAGAAAAACUAUUAAAAAGCGGUAGGAUCUCUUUAUUAGAAAAUGAAAAAACAAAAUAUAAAUGAAAAAUUCAAAUUCCCAUUCAUCAACGCUGCAUUUUUUGCAAAUGUCUCCGUGAUGCUCUCCGCCGAUCGGAUGUUGGUCUUUUUUGACUUGGGCAAUAGAAACACGUUUUGCGCUUGUAUUCCUGAUGAAUUUUAUUUCUUGAAUCAUUUCUUGGCGGAAAUUUGAAAGUUGGGGUCACUAAUCUUCUCCUCAUCCAUGGUCCAGCAAGGCGACGACUCAAAUGUACUGGUAUCGCGAAAAGGCUUUCUCUCCCUUUUUUAAAGUAUUAUUCGAAUAAAUCACAAAGGAGUUGAUGCUGACCAUAUUGAUCAUACCAUAUAGCACACACAGGAGCCAUCUUCUAGUUUUUCUGCUGCAGCUCAUGUUAGUGCACAAUUGGUCGAAUGUAUCGACCUCACGUUUAGUGUUAUUCUGAACAAUCGCAGGUUUUCCUGUUUCUUCCGAAAUUUCACCUCCCUGAUGCAUUAUGGACAAUAGCAGUACAACUUUCUGCUUUCUAGGCACUUCUCCUGUCUUAUAGUCAGCAGUUCUGGUGGUAUUUCCCUUUUAUUUUUCCUGAACGUUCCAAUUAUUAUUAGUUUAUAUAGAUCUUGGAGUAGUUCAUCAGCCAAACUAUUGAAUUAAACCAAUUAUGCAUGGUAACAUUCUUACUACUUCCAUGGAUGGAUUUUGUAAGCUCCUUCACAAAAUAAUUAGCAAGUGAUAUGUACAUGCGAAUGGGCAUCAUCAUCCACGAAAUUCCAUGAGUUAUUCGUCAAUGGUCAGGUAAGAUGAGGGUGUAUAUGAUGACCUGCAAGUUUCAAUUAAAAUUUUCCAUAUCUCACGAACAGGUGCAAAAGGAUCAUUCAUUUUCCUUUCCUGCCUUGUUUCUCUUGAAUCAAACCUCAAACAAUUCAGCAAAAACACAUCUAUCGGAAUUCAUGCAGGAUCUGUAAAGGGAAUUGGCAGAUAAAUGGUUGUUACCAGUGAAAUUUUGCUUUUCCGUUAAUAUUUCCUCAUUUGUGUGAAGUAAUAUAUUAAGAAUCCGUUCAGAAAAGAUAUGUAAAAAAUUUUGUUCCAGUACCACUUAUUGCGCUUUUCUGACCCGAUUCAAAAUGGUUAAGGUUUCACGAAGCAGUUCUCCUUGUUCUAUUGGGCUGUCUGAGAUGUUUUUUUCAUCACGGACCAAUGAACCUAUUCCAUCAAAACGAAUAUCGAAGUCUCUUGUAUGCAAGAGGGAUAUUUUAGUCUUUUUUCUUUUUUUAUGUUGUGGUUGACGUCUACUUUUAGCUAGUACUUAGAGUAAAGGUAAGGAGAUCCAUUACAUUUUUCUAUUUUGUCAACAGUUGAUACUCCAACCAACUGUUUGUGAUAGCCAAAAUGGCAAAUAACGUCAAAGUUAAUGUUUUUGAAUGUAUAAAUAUACAAUAUAUUUAAAGAAAGAAAUCUGUCUUGUCCACACCACCCAUUGUAGAGUUUUAUAACUUCCGGUCUAUCGACAGAGGUAAUUUUUUUUCGGAUUUACACAAUCUUGUAGCUGUAUCAAUAUCACCCUUGCCGUCUACUACAUUAUUGUCUUUCCAUUGGGUUAUCACAAUAUCUUUAUUGACAGUUACAAUUUCUUGGAUAGCUCCUCUAUUUGUUUUUGUACUGGGGAAAAAAUUAUCCGCAUAUAGCAAAUAGUUCAUAUUUGAAGAUCUAUUCCAGAUGUUACUCCAUCAAUUUGACACUGUUCAUGAAUAGAUGUUUUUCCUUAGUAGGCAUACAAUCAUUUAUGUUCCAUUUAGUGAUAGUUCCUUUAUAAGAUAUAAUCUCAUCUUUGCAUAUUUUUUUGUACCUUCAAAGCCGUGCUACGAUCACGAACUAUAUCAAAGGGUGGACGUACCUUCCGCAAUAUAUCAUUAGGUUUCUCGGUUACUAAACUCAUGACAUACUGUUAUAUAUUGAUGAGGAAAUUCCAGUAAAGACGCAACCUAGGAAACUUUAAUAUUCCAAUAAGAAAAUGCAUAUCAAACAGAUAACAGUGCUGUUGCCGUUUUAUUUCACGGAAAAUAGAUUUGUAGUUUCUGUCAUUAGUUCAAAAAUGUCAUCCAAUAUAUACUCGAAAAGUAAAUAUGGAUCCGGUAAGUCAAUAGUUUCAUCUACUUAGUUUAUCAUAUCUUGUGCUUCAAUAGGUGAAAUCAGUUGCUUUCCAUUCAUAGAUAAUGACUUUCUUUAUCGGCCUCUUUAAUUGUUUAUCAUCUCUCUUCUUAUUUUGCUUCCCAUAACUUCGAAAUGUAAAUCUGCUUGUAUGUCACACUCUUCAUCUACUUCUCAAUUAUGUUCUUCUGUAUUGUGAUCUUCCAUAUCGUCUUGAUUUUCACGUUGUCUAGUGUAACGUUUUCAUAUAAUCCUUGUCGAUCAAAGGCCAGUGUUUUUUUUUUAAUUUGACGGUCCUAAAAAUGGAAUUUUUUAA